AUGAUUACAAAGAAGAAUGGUAUUUUAAGAAAGAGUAACUUAAAUAUGAGAAUAGAACUGGAAGAAAAGACAAAUAUUCAAAGGAGGUUAAGUAAUGCUGAAAGAAAAGCUUUUUCUCAGUAUAACAAGGUAGAAGAAGAGGAGCUAAGGUUUCUUCAUAAAUACGCAAAAGCACUAGAAGAACACUAUGAUACACUUAAUGAAUUACAUGAAAAGUAUACAAUAAUGUGUCCACUUUAUACUGAUUUAUUUGAUUUUAUAAUUGGAGUUCAUUAUAAACUCUCAUUACAAGAUGAUACUUUGUAUGUUUGUUUCAAUAUUUUGUUAGAUUUUUUGAGUAAAAAAACAGUUAGUAAAAGUAAAUUAAAGCUAUUGGGAUUAGGAAGUUUGUUUAUUGCUGUCAAAUAUGAAGAGGUCGAGCCCUCAACACUACCUGUUCUAAUAAAUGCUUCAGAGACUGAUUUUACUUCAAAGGAAAUUAUUGAGGCUGAAAGAUAUAUUUUAAAAUCAAUUGAUUAUACUCUUGAUUUUGUUAAUCCACUAUUUUUUUUAAGAAGAGCUUCUAAGGCUAACGGUUAUGAAUUGAAAUCAAGGACAGUAGCAAAGUAUUUUUUGGAAUUAAUGUUUUUAUAUAGGGAAUUCUAUGAUUUUGAUAGUAAUGUUGUAGCAUCAUCAGCAAUGUUUUUAGCUAGAAAAGUCACAUCUGAAGAUAUUCAUAGAAAUUUAUUUUUUACAUACACGAAAGUUGAUAAGUCUGAAAUGGGAGAGUGUUUAAAAUUACUUUUGGAUUUAUUAAUUAAAGAACCAGUUCACACAGAAUUAAAUAAUAAAUAUUCGAAAUUAAAGAAACAUAACACAAUUAAGUUAGUUAGAAAUUAUCUUUUAAAAAAAGAAUAA
Hepatospora eriocheir is the source of this 897-nucleotide messenger RNA. The record is from the annotation of a GenBank genome assembly. Lineage: Eukaryota; Fungi; Microsporidia; Hepatosporidae.